Molecule: messenger RNA, 591 nt
Organism: Strongyloides ratti
Lineage: Eukaryota; Metazoa; Nematoda; Chromadorea; Rhabditida; Strongyloididae
Exons: 2
Coding region: 1-591 (196 amino acids)
Source: RefSeq, a predicted model, not a curated record
AUGGAUGUUCAAAAAGAUAAUGUUAACAAUAGUAGAUGUUCUUUUGAAUUUUUUACACAUCUAAAAGAUAUAAAUCAUAAUUCUUAUAUUGCUCCUUCUAUAUUCAAAUUUAUUGAUAUAAAACAAUUUUUUACAAGUUUAAAAAGUUUUAUAUCAUUUUUACAUAUUUCAAUAAAUACAAAAUUUACAAAUGGAAAAAAACGUUUCCAGUCAAUUGUUUAUCCAAAUGGAGAAAAAACUCCAAAUUCAAAAUUUAUACAAGGUAGAUCUAUGAUUAAAGGUUAUAAAUCAGUUGUCUUUACUGUAAAUAAAAUUCAAACUAUAAAAAUGGUAUUUCAAGAUAAAAAAUACAAAUCAAAAAAAACUUUUAUGGAGGAAAAUGAGUUAUAUAAUUUUGUACAUUCAUUAAUUGCAAAGGAUAAAGUAACAAAAAAUUUUACUACUUUAAAAAAACAAGCUUCAAAAUAUAGUAAAGAUAUUAAAAAUAGUUUUGUUAUUUCUAGAAGAUUUAAUAUUUGGGUGUCAUUCAUUAAUUAUAUUAGAUCAAAAAAUGAAGCACUUACAAAACUUUCAUUGUCACCAUUUUAUUGA